AUGACUGGUAGAGGUGGUGGCGGCGGUCGCCGGGUUCUGUUGCCGCCAAUCAACUUUCUUUUCCGCCUCCUGCAACAGCGCCAGACGGUCCAGAUUUGGCUCUACGAGCAGCUAUCCAUCCGUAUUGUUGGCACUAUUCGGGGCUUCGACGAGUUCAUGAACCUUGUUAUCGACGAUGCCGUCGAGGUUAAGCAGAUCACCAAGACGAACGAUACCGAGACGAGGAGGCCGUUGGGGCAAAUUCUGCUGAAAGGCGACAACGUCUCCCUCAUCCAGAGCUUGUCUGGGUGA
This is a messenger RNA of Parathielavia appendiculata, 291 nucleotides long. RefSeq names its product LSM-domain-containing protein. Bases 1 to 291 code for a protein of 96 amino acids. Gene Ontology annotation, biological process: mRNA splicing, via spliceosome; spliceosomal snRNP assembly. The transcript has 4 exons. The record is from RefSeq and is a predicted model, not a curated record. Lineage: Eukaryota; Fungi; Ascomycota; Sordariomycetes; Sordariales; Chaetomiaceae. Gene Ontology annotation, cellular component: U4 snRNP; U2 snRNP; U1 snRNP. Gene Ontology annotation, molecular function: RNA binding.